Cinclus cinclus is the source of this 1146-nucleotide messenger RNA. RefSeq names its product GLIPR1-like protein 2. The record is from RefSeq and is a predicted model, not a curated record. NCBI's taxonomy places the organism in Eukaryota, Metazoa, Chordata, Aves, Passeriformes, Cinclidae.
AUGAAAAUCACAUUUUUCUAUGCUGCCUUGUUCUUACUGGAUUUCUUCACUUUCUUUCAUGCUUAUCUGCAAUAUCCCUUGCCUGACAUAGAAGAUGCAAAGUUCAUUGAAGAUUGUGUGAGAGCUCACAAGACAUUUUGAUCCAAAGUGAAUCCACCAGCCAGCAAUGUGCUUUGCAUAUCCUGGGACACUGCUUUAGCUAAGACUGACAAAGCAUGGGAAAAGAAGUGCAAGUUUGACCACAAUAUUUACCUUAAAAUUUCAGGAAAAAUGCACCCUUUCCCACUUGUUGGAGAAAAUAUCUGGACUGGCACAGUCCGCAUCUUCUCUGUGGAUGCAGCUCUCAGGUCCUGGUUUAAUGAAGUCACCAGCUAUGAUAUAUGCACUGACAAGUGUGUGCAUUACGUACUUCCCUUUGUCCUGCAGGUCAUCUGGGCAGGGAGCUACAAAGUUGGCUGUGCAGCUCACUUCUGCAAUACAGUUGAAAAUUUUCCAGGACUGUUCAAAGCAGCACAUUUUGUUGGUAACUAUGGGCCACCGGUGAAUUACCCAAGAAAACCAUAUAAAGGACAGCCAUGCAGUAGAUGGAGUAAUGAGAAGUGCAUAGACAAGCUCUGUGAAAACACACAACAUGAGAAGCUGGUAAGGUAUGCCAGCUGGUAUCUGGACUGGGAUACACAGCUCCCACCACGGCCCCAUCGCCCCAGGCCUGCUGUCCCACCUGCUGAGCAUUCACGACCCUCUUGUGACCAAUACUGUCUUAGUGUUUUAAGUCGCUGGCUCUGCGGGGGCAGAACCGACAGCGGCACUUUUCCCGGCGGCGUGUCCCUGCGCUGCGCUGUGCAAGCGAGUAAGAGCAGAAGCAGGGGCGCCGGAGUCUCAAACAGCACACUCGGCCCUCGGGGCGCUGCCCCGUCCGACCCGGAGCGGCCGCGGCUCCCUCCCCGCUCCCCUGGGGCGUGCGCAGCGCCGGCACCGCGGCCCCUCCGCCCCGGCCCGCCCGCCGGGGAGGGCAGGCCGCGCCCCGCCGCCCUCAGCCGAACCGCGGGCUCCGCGGAGGCGACCCCGGGCAGGGCGGGGCGUUCCAGCACCGCGGGCUCGGGACCGUCGGGGUCUCCCGGGAUACCCCUAGAGCCGCCGUGGUGA